Pseudo-nitzschia multistriata is the source of this 3175-nucleotide messenger RNA. NCBI's taxonomy places the organism in Eukaryota, Bacillariophyta, Bacillariophyceae, Bacillariales, Bacillariaceae. The record is from the annotation of a GenBank genome assembly.
AAAGGAAACUUCUUGCGGAGUUUUGUGUCACCUGCAAAACAUUCUCUGAGUCAACCAGCGCUUCUCAAAUCAAUUAGUUGUCUCAUAAUCAGAAACAACAAUCUGGAGCACAAUUGAAUAUUAAGAUAAUAGGAGAAGAAAGGGAAGUUGUAGAUUAUAUCGAUCGAAGAAGACGACAACAAAGACGGCACUUAUCAUGUCAAUGCUGACACCGCACAUGCCUUCAAACAUGCCUGGAGCUUAUAGUGGACUAUCUGCAUUGAUCCAAGCGGCUACAAGUCAGCUUGGUGAUUUCACAGAAAUUGAUAACUCCGAAACGAGCGCACUUCUUGAGUCACCUCCGAUGCUUUCGAAUCCAACAACUCCAACAUUUGAGGGUCGACAGCUUCUGGAGCUUAACGUAACAUCAUCGUCGUCAUGGCGACGAGGGGAAUCUACAAUAGCCACCGUGACUCCACUGGUGUCGUGUGUUCGACAUCAAGAACCGGAAGGUACGUCGAAGUGUUGCUUCCCAGAGGUGCUGAUGCUUCUGUUAUCGAACCCAAUCUACGCAGAUGUUGUUACGUUCCUGCCUGAUGGCAAAUAUUUUGCCAUACGAAGAGAGGAAUUUACAAAUCAGCUCCUAUCCAAGCAUUUCGGGCUAACAUGCUUCGGAGAUUUCCUCGAGGUAGCAAAGGAUUGGGGAUUUAUUAGGGUCAAUGGUAAGAUAAACGAAGGCGAUGACAAUGCUGGUGAUAGGAACAGUAGCAUGAACAAUAAUGGCAAUAACAGCGAUGCCAACGAGUGUACCAAUAUCACGGCAAAAAUUAACAGUAGCAAAGCAGAAAUUUACGUCUUUCGACGUUUCCAUUUCGAGCAGAAUCAACCUGUAGACACAAACAAGGUCAGAUUCAAGAAUGGAGAUGUUCAAAAUUGUCAACAACUACAUGGUUCUUCCAUAGAUGACAAAGACACACCAAAACUAUCGAAGAAAAUAUCUCGCAAUGGAAAGAAGAGCAAGGAAAAACGAAAGCUAUCUUCUUCCCCUACAAAUGGGGAGUCUCAAAAUAGUGCCCAAAGGUUAAGAGCAAACUCGAAGACAAAUUCAGAUGGUAUAAAUCCAAUCCCCCUUUCAGCUGGAUCUUGCGACCGACCGAUCCACCAACUGAGGCGUCGGUCUUCGUUGGAGCUAUGGGGUAUGGCACAAGCCAUCACUUCGUCUAAAAUAUGUACGAGAAACGGAAGCGAAAGGGUCAAAAUUGAUGUUAUCAGCAAUAUGCGGCAUUCUUCAGUGAUAAAGAAGUCUAAUACCAGCUCCUAUCCGAAAGCACCGGAUCCUAUUAUGCCGCCGCAACUAGAACGGCAGUCUACUGGAUCAUCUCUCGUAGAUGGAGGAGUAGAGACUGCCACGCAUACUAUCGUCACCGAUGCUAUUGAGGCCUUAUUGUUCGACGAGAAUCACACCAGAGAAACUUACAAUAGGCACGAGAAGGAGUUGUCUACAUCCUCUCUACCAGGUGUAGUACCGAUUAGCAAGCAACUGUUUUCUGCAAGCGACAACAAUGGCGUCAGCAGCGGCACACUAAACAUGGACAAUAAUGAAAAAUGCAAGACUAUGAAAAAAAUUCCCAAGAGUCGAGGGAAGGUAGCAACUACAAAACCAAAACCAGAUUCGUCAUCCUCGUGGCCGAUGUAUAGCUCAAUUGAAAGUCUCGAAGAUGCGUCGAAGAAGAAUGCCAAUGUAGACCCAUCUUCACCCUCAUUUUUGAAUUGUGGGAGUCUUCGAGUUGUAAUUCCAAAGGAUGGUUGUGAAUACCGACAGCAGCACAAAUCCAUUUAUGGAUCUAUGGUAGUAAGUCCUGCUAGGAUGGAAGCUGCAGCUGCUCUUGUGAGUCAAUCAAGGAUUAAAAACAGCGAAGAUGUAAUUUGAAGUGGAAAGAAUUGUCUAGUAAAACUACGAUAAUCGUGAACUGACGAAAGCUUAUAGUUCAGCCUAGCGCUCUUACAUUUCGUUCCAAGCGAAGCAAGUGUUGGAGGAACUUUUGGUUGAAAUAUUGGGAUAGCUCACAUUGAUUUCCAGGCUCAGAUAAGGAACUUUGAAGUUUCUAGUAGUAGAUGUAAUUACUCUUUUUACAUUGAAAAUUUAGUGCUACCUCUCUAGCUUUUUCUUUCAUUGUCAUCUUCGUCGUCUUCGAUAUCGGGAAGCCAAUUUCCAAACGUAUCUUCAAAAUUUUGUUGGGCUUUGUCUCCCUGUUCAUCGAAGAAGCCCUUGUCCGUAUCAAAAUCAUAGGCAGGAAUGAACCGAGCCGUUGUCCGUGGUGUCUUUGUCAUGUCCUUGGCUUUCCCAUCCCCCCACUUUUUACUAGCGCCUUCGCUGAAUAAGUCCAAAUCCGAAUUCAUAAAUUGAUACAUAUUUAAUACUUUUUCAAGUUCUCCCAGGUCGGGCCCCUCUAUUCUAGCCACUCGGUUUCCUUGGUAAAAUAUAUCGGUUGUUGGCCUAAUGGACAGACAAAAAACAGAAAUGGCCGUUAAUUUGUGCAAGUUGUGAUUUGUUAGUUGCCCGUUUCUUGUGUCAGUAUUCUGCGAAACGAACGACCGACGAAAUUUCUUGUUCAAUAACUGAGAGAUUGAUGGGUAGCGUGGAGAACUUCAAGAAUUGUAUGCCUGGUCAAAAGUUUGCAGGAAUAUCUCACAAGGUCUAUCAGCCUACCAUUCACUCACAAAAUUCAUUGACGAACACAUCAUACUCACCAACUUCGAACGUUGACCUGUUCCAGCAGUAAAUCGGCAUCUUCGUACUCUUCCAUGCAUCUCAUAAAUAUGCUUGCGGGAUUGUUUCUUGCGAAUCGCUCGAAUUCAGCCUCGGUGGCGCGGCAUUCAGCACGACUUGCGGAAGAGAAUUUAACCACUACCACAAUUCCAUCAGGUCUCUCUGGGAUAGGUUGGCUAGCCAAUUGUACAAUUUGUUCCAAUUCCUCGAUCAAGCUCAGUUCUUUGACCAUGUAAGAUCCCGACGCUUCUCCGUAGUAUUCUCCCUGCGCGUCGCCUACCAUAUUUAGCUUGGACUCUUGCUGCCAGCGUGGGUGGAGACGAAAGUAUGUAUCUUUUCGAGUGUCAGCAGUAGCGGCAGUUGUCAACGCAGAACAGCCACAACUGAUGGAGACAUCGUCGUUGAGUAAUGUCAGACUUAUACCAC